UGCUAUUCCAGGAGGAUACAAACAGAAGGUUAGCCAGACUGACAGCAAAUAAUCUUACAGCGAGGAAAGAUUGUCUCGACUGUUGCAGCGGAUCAGAACUGUUUGUGUUAUGAGAAGAGGACACUGGCUGUCUUAGGACUGUGAUUGGACACGAUGGCUGCAGCCCCUCCACUCACACGGUCAGAUUCAGCUCGAGGAGAGUUCUCCCCUCUGAAGCACUUUGUCGUGGCCAAGAAGAAGAUAAGCGAUGUGUUUGAGCAACUACUGAACUAUGUGCAAGAAACUUCUGAGUUUGUAGAAGAAACCUGUGGGAAUAAAGCUUUGGAGAACAUCGCGAGUCAGGAUCAAAAGCUGGAGAUCCAGGCGUACGCUGACAAACUUGCUGUCAUUAAGGAGGUGCUGGCACGCAGACACAUGAAAGUGGCCUUUUUUGGCAGGACCAGCAAUGGUAAAAGUACAGUGGUCAACGCCAUGCUGAGGGACCGUGUGCUGCCCAGCGGGAUUGGCCACACAACUAACUGCUUCCUGAGUGUGGAGGGCACUGAUGAUGACAAGGCUUACCUCAAGACGGAGGGCUCUGAUGAGGAGAAGAGCAUCAAGACUGUAAACCAGCUGGCUCAUGCACUCCACAUGGAUGAGAGUCUGGACGCCGGCUGUCUUGUCCGUGUCUUUUGGCCGAAGACCAAGUGUGCUCUGCUUCGAGACGACCUGGUGCUUGUAGACAGCCCAGGGACAGAUGUCACAUCACAACUGGACAGCUGGAUUGACAAGUUUUGCCUGGAUGCUGAUGUCUUUGUGCUGGUGGCCAAUUCUGAAUCCACACUUAUGAACACGGAAAAGCACUUUUUCCACAAAGUGAACGAACGUUUGUCGAAGCCCAACAUCUUCAUCCUCAACAACCGCUGGGACGCCUCAGCAAACGAACCAGAAUACAUGGAGGAUGUGAGGAAGCAGCACACAGACCGCUGUGUGAACUUCCUGGUCGAGGAGCUGAAGGUUGUGGACCGCGACCAGGCACCCAACCGCAUUUUCUUCGUGUCUGCCAAAGAGGUGCUCAACUCCCGCAUGCAGCGUGCACAGGGCAUGCCGGAAACAGGUGGGGCCCUGGCUGAAGGCUUCCAGGAGAGACUGAAGGAGUUCCAGAGUUUUGAGAGGCGGUUUGAGGAGUGUAUCUCGCAGUCAGCAGUGAAAACAAAGUUUGAGCAGCACACUAUCAGGGCCAAGCAGAUCACAGAGAAAGUCAAGAGCAUCAUGGACGCCAUCAACAUCGAGGCGGCAGAGAAGAGAGUGGCGGCUCUGGAGGACAGAGAGUAUCAGAUGGACCGGCUGGAGUUUGUCAAGAAUCAGCUCAACUUGCUGAUCAGUGAUAUUAAGAAGAAGAUCAAGGCCAUCAGUGAGGACGUGGCGUGUAAGGUAUCCACCGCCAUGGGAGAGGAGAUCUGCCGUCUCCACGUAAUCGUCGAUGAGUUCCACACUGACUUCCACCCAUCACCACAUGUCCUCAAGAUCUACAAGUCUGAGCUGCUGUCUCAUGUGGAGGAGGGGAUGGGCAAGAACCUGGCCUACCGCUGCUCCGACGCCGUCUAUGCUUCUGUCCAGUCCUCUCAGAGAUACAUGAUAGAGAGCAUGCUCCCUCUGCUCCCCUCUGUGGUUCAGAGCCAAGUCCACAUGCUGGUGCCCAGCAGGAAGUUUGACCUGAGUUACGACCUGAACUGCGCCACGCUUUGCAGUGACUUCCAGGAGAACAUCGAGUUUCAGUUUUCACUGGGCUGGACGUCGUUAGUCCACCGCUUCCUAGGAUCUGUCAACGCACAGAGAGCGCUCAAACUGGUGGACCAGAACUUCCAGGCCUCUCGACCAGCACUGCCCCUGGCCCGGACGCCCUCCUCAGGACCCCCCUCGACGAUCGCCCCGCCCAACAACGAGACAGCCCUCAUGACCCAGGAGGACCUGAUGGUGGCCAUGGCAACAAACGUGGCGUCCCUCACCUCCCGCACUUCAAUGAGCAUCGUCAUCGUCGGAGGAGUGGUGUACCGAGCAGUUGGCUGGAGGUUGAUCGCCCUGUCAGCCUCACUGUACGGCCUGCUGUACCUGUACGAGAGACUCACCUGGACCACGAAGGCAAAGGAGCGGAGUCUGAAGCGGCAGUUUGUGGAUUACGCUUCCGAGAAGCUGCAGCUCAUCGUCAGCUUUACCAGCGCGAACUGUAGCCACCAGGUCCAACAGGAGAUGGCUACGACCUUCGCUCGGCUCUGUCAGCAGGUGGACCAGACGCAGAAAGAGCUCGAGGCUGAAAUCCGCCAACUGACAGCCAAGAUAGAUCAGCUGGAGACGGUCCAGAGCCAGUCCAAGACACUGCGACAUAAAGCCACAGAGCUGGAGAAACAGUUGGAGGCGUUCACAAACCAGUACCUGCAGCCUCAGCAGUGAGCGGCUCUCCUUUAUCGCUCCCUGUUUUUUGGUUCCGGUGGAGCCGAUCAUUCCUCAGCCAGGCGCCGCCACAGCGCCUCAUCAACUAAUCCACAGUUUCCGUGUGGACAGUAGUCCUGAAAAGAGAAAUGGCUCAACCGAUCUAUCAAGCAAAAAGAAAUCUAUACGUAUUUUGAUAAUCAAUGAAAUGUUAGUUAUUUAUCUGGCGGAAAUACCAAACUUCUGCAGCCUCUCAAAUGGGAAGAUCUGAUCCUUUUGUGUGACUUUUAAAAACAUUUUGUAGAUUAAUCAUUUACUAAAUGAAAAACCCCAGAAAACAAAGAUUAAUCGAUGAAUGAAAUAGGAUCUGUAGUUUCACUCUUCGUGGACAGGGGAGCGUGAAGGCCCAGACACGACAGUAUUUUCCUCUCCUCCGCAGCCAUUCAGGUGCUUCAGGUGUUUGAGAAACUGCAGUGACACUGUAAAACAAAACUGCCUGUAAAACAAACAAAUGGACUCACGACGUGCAAAGACGCUCCACGAGACGGCCACAGGAUCUCGGUCGGCAUGAAGGCUUCCGGUCGGGUGCUAUAUUUUGACACUAGCGUGCUUCUAACUGUGAAUAUGCCUUUUUUUUGACUAACUUUUGUGGAGCAAAUGAAGUUGGUGUGUCUGUAAGACUGUACAUGUAUCUGUCCAGGCACAAGAUCUGCUGUAUGUUAGCAACAAAAAAUAAAUAUAUUUAAUAAUAAAAGAGAACAGAUUUGUUUUUCUGAAUUCUGAGGACCCAGUUAGUUAAAAUUCACUGAGAGAAAUAAUUUGAGUAGAAAGGGAAAGCAUGUCUUUAACAUACUGUAGGUUCACAUUCUAUUUUCUAAGAAUCCAAACUGUAUAGAUCAAAGGCUUUGGAGAUCCUCAUAUAUAUUUUAUAAUAUCCUGCUUUAUUUAUACACUAUCCAUUAGACUUGUAAUGACAAUUACACCAGUCUACAAUUACAGCGGUCUUUUUAUUUCAUUUUUUUUCUUGAAUGUGUGUUGAAAUACCUCCAGAUUUGCCUGGUUAUAUUAAAUCUGUCACAGUCCAAAACUGACUUUUUGUGUAUCUCUUUGAAAGACACUGAAUUUAAACAUGUCCUGCAUGUCGAGUGUUGAUGUAAAAUGGAACAUCAGUGAAUAUUAAAUGCUCAGAUAUAAAUUCAGUUCAGUUUUUAGCUUAAAAAACACCAAAUGUUAACUUCUUGUCUCUUUCCAGACUUCUAUAUGUAUUCUCUGUGUCAAUUAACUGUAAUAAUAAGCAAGCAACAGAUAAAUACAGGUCAAUAUGUUUAAGUAUACAGGUUAAAUAUGAAGAACCCAAAGCAGAACUUAUUCAAGCCACACAGCCAGUUUUUGUUUCCUUUGGUCUUUGUUGCA
Molecule: messenger RNA, 3822 nt
Organism: Chelmon rostratus (copperband butterflyfish)
Lineage: Eukaryota; Metazoa; Chordata; Actinopteri; Chaetodontiformes; Chaetodontidae
Gene: mfn1b
Product: mitofusin 1b
Exons: 18
Coding region: 154-2430 (758 amino acids)
Biological process (GO): mitochondrion localization; mitochondrial fusion
Cellular component (GO): mitochondrial outer membrane
Molecular function (GO): GTPase activity; GTP binding
Source: RefSeq, a predicted model, not a curated record